Pseudomassariella vexata is the source of this 3487-nucleotide messenger RNA. RefSeq names its product Dos2-interacting transcription regulator of RNA-Pol-II-domain-containing protein. The record is from RefSeq and is a predicted model, not a curated record. NCBI's taxonomy places the organism in Eukaryota, Fungi, Ascomycota, Sordariomycetes, Amphisphaeriales, Pseudomassariaceae. Gene Ontology annotation, cellular component: cytosolic [4Fe-4S] assembly targeting complex. Bases 113 to 3349 code for a protein of 1078 amino acids. The transcript has 2 exons. Gene Ontology annotation, biological process: iron-sulfur cluster assembly.
UACUAACAAGGCUAUAGUCAAACUUCUCAUCGGCUUCUUCACUUCGCUCUUCUCCUCAGAUCACCAAGCUGGAAUCGCCGCAUCUGUGAAAGCACUACGGGAACUGAGCAGGAUGAACACUUUCCAACCCUCACUAGGGGAUGGCAUUAUCAUGAAUGUCACUAAGCUUGGAGAAGAUUUCAAACGCCAGACGCUAGCAACCCGUCUAGCAACCUACGAACUAAUCCUGGCGCUUCUGAAAGAUGCCCCUGUAGCCAAAGAGCUGCAUUUCAAAUACGGGGAGACCUGUGGGUUCAUGACAGGCCUACUUGACCUUUGCCGAAACGAGAGAGACCCCCAAAAUCUCUUGAAAUGGUUCGAGAUUCAAACAGUGUUCCUGCAAAACUUUUCCCCUUCCAAAGAUAUUGCGGCUGAGGUUUUCAAAGUCUUCUCGGCUUAUUUUCCCAUCACAUUGCGAGCAUCAGCAACACCGUCAGGGGUGACUGUCGACGACUUGAAAGGCUCUCUGAGAUCUUGCUUCGCCUCGCACCAGCGCAUAGCAGACCUAGCUAUACCCUUCUUGAUAGAAAAGUUGGAUCAAGGAGAUGCUGUAACUGUUGCUGUCAAAGUCGAUAUACUCCAGACGUUGCAGGCAUGCUUGACCCAGUACCAACAAGCUCAACAAUCCGUUGUGCCCUAUACUGAUCAAAUAUGGGCGUCACUCAAGUACGAGGUGCGGAAUGGCGAAAUCCGUGACUCGAUCGAAUCGACCCUUAAAGUUAUUGGCACAUUGACUAAACGACUGGAUGGGGAAAGUCUCGAUCAAUUCUUCCACACAGCCUGGACAGACUUAGCCGAUGACUUGUCCAACCCAACCUACACUUCACAAGCAGGCCAAUUACUUACGGCUUUCUCCGGGGCCACUCCUCAGGCAUUCUACUUGUCGACUCCACGAGCAUUGAGCCAUGUCAAGGCAACCCUCAAGCAAUCUAAAUCCACACACCACCAGCUUAAGCUGCUCUCUCUGCUUAACUCUCUACUCUUGGUCCGAUCAAGCUAUGCCGAGAAGGAUGUUAGCAAGCCAUCCGAGGCAAAUACCAGCUUGGGACUGUUGCAAGACGUGCAGUUUGGCGAUGUUCUUUUCGAAGAUGUAUAUGCGCCUAUGUGGAGAGAACAUGAUCAUAGCUUGCAAGUUUCGGAUGAGCAGGUCGAAAUCAUAAAGAAACUCAUGGGUGGCAUGGCUUCCUUGGCCGUGGGACAUGCAAAUAGUGAUGCCGGGACGAGUCGUCACUUGUGUUCGGAUACCGUCCGCGAAAAGAUCUGCCGCUGGCUUGAGAUGCCCAUAUUAUGUCCUCUCCAGGGCAUUAAGUUUCGCAAUGGUGCGCAAGACCAACAAGAGGCCGAACUUCGCAAUGAUGCUACAGAAGCCUUGAAGGAAAUAGCACCGCUAUAUCCUAGCGGCUAUCGACAGCUGCUGAUGCACUUUCUUGCUUCCCUCACGAAAGGCAUCGAAGCUCGCCCCUAUACUUUCUAUCCAACGAUCUACGAUGUCACGUCAAGAUUGUGUAGAAUAGGCUGCGCAUCUAUCUCUGAAGGGCAUCCUUUGUCGAACAUUGUUUCGCUGAUCAGCACUCUGUUGGAAGGACUUGAUGCGAUGCUGAGCGUCGCACCUGAUCCGGUGUUCUGGACCGUCAUAGUCGCCUCCAUCGAACUUGCUAUCUUGGAGUCUAUGAGUAUGCUAGAUUUAGGCCAGAUUGAGAAAUCCUUACGUAAAGAGAACACUACCGUCUCUCUCUCGGAUGGAGCGAUCGCCUGGUACCCUGGAUUCAGUAACUCCGUCAUCGGGUUGCCAGAAAUCGACAUUGGCAAGCAUGGUGACCUUGAAGUCGCAGCCACAAGCUUGGAGAAGUUGAACAAGGGCGAGGCCAAUAUCUACCGGCAAUAUCUAGGGUAUUGCCUCUUCACCGUGGCACAGAUAUACCGCCGUGUCACUGCCAUUAAACCUACUGAUUCUACCUGGGGUAUUGGGGUUAGUACCGACAUCCAGGAGAAGAUUAACAUCCCUGCUCGGCUUGAUCAGUGCUUCAUCCACCUGGGCCACAUGGCAACCAUUGUCAUCAGGGCCCUCCCUGCUGAGAUCCAGAAAGAACUUGGCUUCUGGCGUGAUGCGUUUGUCAUGUUCCGAGGCGAUGAGAAAUUGCCCGAGGGAAACGAUACCCUUUGGACGGCAGUAACUGCGAGCAGACCGGUUGCAAUCAGCUCCGCUGACCAAUAUCGCACAGCUCCUUUAGCAUUGGGCAUCCUAUCGGGUCUAUGGCCUUCGGAGAUGCUUGAUUUGUAUCCACUCGGAACCAUGCAGAGGUUAUGUGAUACCCUCGGCAAGUCUAUCUCGCCUUGCUUUGGAGAUGCAACACGCUGUGCCCUCAACGCAAUUCUGGCGUGCUUAUCCAAUAAAUUCACCGAGUCGAACGCUGAUGCGGCUCAAUACUGGGGAAAAGCCUACCACACAGCAGCAGGGUCCUAUGGAAAGGUCAUGAGAAGGGCGGCCGGAGACGGUCCAGAUGUGACUGCGUCUGUGGCCAUCUUCAAAAGUGUCUUGUACUUCCUUGCCGGGGAUAUUGCACGAUUUUCGUCGUCCAAGGUGUCCGAGUCAGGCUCGAACUGGCUGCUCCGACUGAUUUGCGCGGGAGCGCCGGCGGAAAUCACCAUGGGUCGGCAACUCGCACAGUGUUUCGGGAUCCUCGUCGCUCCUAAGGAAUGCCUCGAGCCGGAAAACCAUGCAAUCCUCAAAAGACUUCGCGGUCAGUGGGUCUAUGGCAAUACGGUUCAGCCUCACCUUCCAAAUUGCUUCCCUCGACCUGGUAUUGUGGAUGAAAGAGUCGCAACAAAUCAAGCGAUAGCCACCUUUGCCAUCCUGAGGCACCUGAAGUAUGCAGAGUAUCAGAACGAUAUUGAAAUGAUUGUCCGGGUCAUCAUUCGAUCCCUCGUUACGUUCAAGAUAAGCCAAGACAUGUGUUCGGCAUUAAUUGUUCUGCUUGAAAUUCUCGCCCACGAACCCGAGCAGUUCAAGGAGCAUCUGAAUACCCUCACGACACAUAUCCUUUCUGUCUACCACAUGGCGCUCAUGGUGAGCAGGUCGCUGGAAAUCGCCGGCAAAGGAGAGGCGGAGCAAGCGGAAGCCGUUACAUGCCGAAUUUCGGUGCUGCAUUUCCUCCAUGGUUUGCCAGAAAGCAAAGGCCUGGAAUCACGAUACCUCUUGCAGUAUCAACAGAUUGUGACUCGUGGCCUGGCUGUGGCGUGCGGCGAUCCGGUGCGAGAGGUACGAGGAAUUGCCAUCAAAGCCAAGCGUUUGUGGCUCAACGUGGCGUAAGGGUAUGGCUAUAUGGGCAGGGCUUAGUUUUCUCUGAGGGAGUUGCCUCGUCAGAGAUUUGAUAUGGCCAACAUUACAUGAGACAUGGCAUUGAAAAGUGGCUAUUUUAUAGGCCGUAGACAUAGACGCGCACGAGGC